AUGACCGCACAAGAAGCAAGAUAUUUGAUAGCUCGAUCGGUUACUAAUAAAGAUGACUUGAAAGGAUUUCUACUAUUUCAAAUGGUGCAAGAGGAGCUCAUGGACGAAGACAUGAUGGCCAACUGUACAUACUGUUAUGAGCUACAAUUGACAGAAAAUGCCAGAAAUCAUGGAUUAGGCGAGUUUUUAAUGAACUUACUGUAUCAAAUUGGUUGUUAUUGGAAGAUGGACAAAGUCAUGCUGACUGUCUUUAAAGCAAACGAAGGUGCAUUCAAAUUUUAUACAAAGAAAUUAGGUUUUAAGCUGGAUGAGAUAUCUCCUGGUGCUUGUCUUCCUCGAUAUAAGGCAAAACAUUUCGAUUACGAGCUGCUGAGCAAACCCUGUAAAUAA
Molecule: messenger RNA, 390 nt
Organism: Mycotypha africana
Lineage: Eukaryota; Fungi; Mucoromycota; Mucoromycetes; Mucorales; Mycotyphaceae
Exons: 4
Coding region: 1-390 (129 amino acids)
Cellular component (GO): nucleus
Molecular function (GO): protein N-terminal-serine acetyltransferase activity; histone H2A acetyltransferase activity; histone H4 acetyltransferase activity
Source: RefSeq, a predicted model, not a curated record